Molecule: messenger RNA, 870 nt
Organism: Cryphonectria parasitica EP155
Lineage: Eukaryota; Fungi; Ascomycota; Sordariomycetes; Diaporthales; Cryphonectriaceae
Exons: 2
Cellular component (GO): membrane
Source: RefSeq, a predicted model, not a curated record
AGCUGCACGACAGCAGUCCCAGGCAAAUACGGCAAUGUUCCGAUCACUGCUUGCAAUUCCAAUUACAACUUCGAUCCUUCAUUCAGCGCCGCCGUCGCCUUCUCGGUCUUGUUCGGCCUAUUGACACUGGCACACGUGACCGAGGCCAUCACUUUCAAGAAGCGCUAUGCCUGGGUCCUCAUCAUGGCAGGCCUGUGGGAGACGGCUGCCUUUGUUACCGGUGCCCUUGGAGCGCACGAUCAGCAGAGCAGCGGAUACGCGCUGGCUCACACCUUGCUCUUCCUUUUAGCGCCGCUGUGGAUCAACGGCUUUGUCUACAUGACAUUUGCGAGAAUGGUGUAUUACUUCCUGCCCGCAAAGAAGAUCGGCCCCUUUCGAGCUACUGGUAUGAGUAAGUGGUUUGUGUGGGCCGAUAUCUUGACCUUUCUGGUCCAGGGAGUUGGAGGCACCAUGACGAGUCCAGGCUCAAGCUUGGCUCAGACCGGUCUGCAUAUCUACAUGGCUGGAAUUGCCCUACAGGAACUCUUCAUCCUGGGUUUUCUAUCCCUGAUGAUUAUGUUCCAUCGCCAAGAACGCCAACUUGAAUCAUCUUCGGCAUCGAUCUGGCUGAACGGUCUUGAGAACAAUGCCGACCUUCCGAAAAGGGGCUGGAAGGGCCUACUAUAUGCUCUGUACGCCGUUCUGAGCCUUAUUUCGCUUCGAAUCUUCUACCGAAUUGCUGAAUUUGGUGGUGGCUUGUCACCUUCCUCGAACCCAGUGCCUUUCCAUGAAGCAUACAGCUACGUAUUGGAUGCCUUUCCGAUGAUGAUCUGCUUCCUCGUACUCGCCAUAAUGCAUCCAGGCCGAGCACUAGUUGGUCCAAAGUCCUCC